AUGGUUGAGUUUAGUGAGUUGCCUAGCCGGGUGAUUGAGCGGGUAAUUGGGUAUUUACCGCAACAAGAUGUGAUUAAUUUGAUGUUAACUAAUUAUCAAUUUUAUCAACCGGGAUUGAAAAAACUUUACAGGAAAAUUUCGAUUCAGAUCGAUCCAAUAUUGGUUGCCAAACCUAGGGAGGCUAAACAUUAUAAGAUCGACUAUCUUGAUAGUAACGAGACGGUAUUGUAUGGGUUUCAAUCGACAUCAAAUGAUUAUGAAACUCAUGAAAAAUUAUUAAAAGUACGAAUAACUGCUUUGAUUUUGGCCAUUAGCGUAAACCAUGAGUUAGCAGAGUAUAUCGAGGAGAUUUAUAUUGAUGACCAUAAGUAUAAGAUUGAUACCAUUAAGGAAAUGAACAAGUUAUUUGAAGUUUUGUCCAGUUUAAAGAGUAACUUGAAAAAAAUCUAUACGAAUCAUAGAUUGAGAAAGUUGAUCAAGUAUAAGAAACUAGUUAGUGAAUUCAAGUUAGAAUCGGUUAUUAUCGAUAGUAUUGAAGAUUUCAAUUUACUUCGGGGUAAUGAACGGGAGUUGAUGAUUACAUUUAAGGAGAAAAGUGAUUUCCACUACUAUGAUUUUGGGAAAUUAUCUUUGGAUAGUUUAAUCAUUAUAAACGAUGAAGUAUUAUACGGACAAGUAAUAAAAUAUUUCAAUGAGUGUUUUGGAAUUAAGCCAUUUAAAUUCAAAUUGCAAAAAUUCAAUUAUUACCAUUCGCAUUAUCCCCAUGAAUUACCGUUUAUCAAUUUUGAUAAUAUCAAACAAUUACAAUUGUCAAUUGGAUGUAAUGAAUUACAAUGUCAACAAACGUGCUACGAUUUGAGUCAAUUCGAAUACCCUAGUCUUGAUACGGUACUAAUCAUUCAAAAUACCGAUGCCAAGUUGACUAAUCAUGAAAAUAACGAAAAAUGGGAUAUAACCAUUUUCAAUUACAUUAGGAAACUCUUCAACCAAACUAAAUUGACCAACUUAUCAAUACGUCAUAAUCCCAAUAACGAGGGAAUUAUAAAUGACGGAUACGAGGGGAACUACUUGAGAAGAGAAAAGUUAUACGGCAAAAUAUUACCCAAUUUUUUAACUAAUCAACAGGGAAUUAACUUAUUUUACCCUAAUUUAGUCACCAGUUUAUCCUGUUAUGAACCGGCAAUGAAUGUGCUUAUGUGGAACGGAUGUAAGUGCGCUCAUUGUACUAAAUACUUGGGGUUAUUGGAUGAAUUCCUAAUCCAUCACAAGUACUAUAAUUUCAAAACUGAACUAUAUAAAGAUUUGAUAACUUGCAAUUUAAUUAGUGUUAUUUCCACUAAAUUAAGUUCAAGAUUGACAUUUGAUGAAUUAAUCGGAGAUUUUUUAAUAAAUGCGAAACCGUUGAAAAAUAUAAGUUGGGAUUUCCACCAAAAUCACUUUUCAAUUCCGUUUAAAUGCUUAAAUUAUAAGAAUUACGAAGAAGCGGAUUUCGAAGACGAUAAAGACCCCAUUGACGAAGAACUAUACUUUGACGCCGAGUCUUGUCCCAACGAUUGUAAGUUUUACAAUAUCCCGUUCCAUAAUAAAAUUACCAUCUGCAUUUCUCAUUAUAUCAACGAUUUAAUUCUCAAAAUGAUCAAUUUAAAUCGCGGCAACGCCGAAGACGUUGUAAUUGGCGGUAUAAACGAUGAGAAUGAUGGAUCUACUUCUUUCCAAUUGAACAAACUACUUAUAAAUGGUUUGGUUUAUCAUUUUGACCAUGAACUAAAUGGUACUGCCUUCUUCAGUAACAUCCAUGAUGAUACAUAG
Molecule: messenger RNA, 1809 nt
Organism: Hyphopichia burtonii NRRL Y-1933
Lineage: Eukaryota; Fungi; Ascomycota; Pichiomycetes; Serinales; Debaryomycetaceae
Exons: 1
Coding region: 1-1809 (602 amino acids)
Molecular function (GO): protein binding
Source: RefSeq, a predicted model, not a curated record